ACGUUGCAACGUCAAGUGAAGUCACGCUAUGUAAACAACUUUCGGGAUGCAACACAGCGUUAACUUGUUCCGUUAGCCAAUCAGAGUGUCGCUUAUAUAUCAGUGUUUGGUAGACACGACAACAACAGCCUCGACCGGAAGUUUACAGCGAGUGGAAAAGUUGCAGUUACAAGAAUUUGUUUCUCUACAAAUAUUAAGAUAAGAGUGAUGACACUUUAUCUGCGCUGCCAAUGGAAGUCAGGAAAAUAUGUUCUGAGUGGUCUAACAUUAAAAUGCCCUAUAUCCAAACUAAAAGACCAGAUAGAGGCAGCUACAAACAUUCCCAGAGACUGCAUUAAAGUUAAGCAAGGGUUCCCACCCAAAGUUGUGGACCUCUCAUCUGAAUGCAAUGAAUUGUCUACCCUGCCAUUUAGGUCAGGAGAUACUCUGAUAGUUGAAGAAGAUGCAUCUCUUCGUAAGCAAGCUCAGCAGACUGUUGAUAAUGCAUUGCAAAAUCAAAUGCUGCACACUUCGGGAAUGCUGAUGCGAAAAGUCGUUCCCGCAGACAAUUCCUGCCUGUUUACCAGCGUGGAUUGCGUUAUGAACAAUGGCAAAGUGGAUUUAAGUGUUUCGAGUCAGAUGCGUGAUUUGAUAGCCAGUAUUGUAAUGAGUGACCCAGUUACAUAUGACUCUGCAAUCCUCGGGAAAAGUAGCAAAGAUUAUUGCGCAUGGAUUAGGAAAAAGGAUUCAUGGGGUGGUGCUAUUGAGAUCUCCAUUCUAUCCAAGUCUUAUGAAGUAGAAAUUGAUGUGGUUGAUACUCAGUCAGGCAGAAUUGACAGGUUUGGUGAAGACAAAAAUUACCCGCGUCGAGUACUUGUCCUGUACGAUGGCAUUCACUAUGACCCUCUGAUCCUGGAGCCAUUAGUCCCUGGAGAACCGGUGAAAACGAUUUUUUCCACAAAAGAUGACAGUGUUCUGGCUCAGGCUCUGGACAUUGCGAAUGAAUCCAAGCAGUCUAGACAGUACACCGAUGUAGGACAAUUUACCCUCAGGUGCCUGAUCUGUAACAAGUCUUUGGUUGGCCAGAAAGAGGCACAGGAGCAUGCCAAGUUAACUGCACAUAUUAACUUUGGCGAGUAUUAGGCACAGCAUGAACAGUUCAUAAAAUGUAGUCUGUAGCAAUUCUUGCUAGUACCAUGUUUUGCUGGUUUUGCCAUUACAUGGUGAUACUAAUUACUUUUGUAAAACUGUUUAAAAUUAUCCCCAUAUUGUCUUUAUGUAACUGAAAGCAGUUACUACAGUACAUUUUCUGUAUGAUUCAAUUUUGAAGUAAUGCUUUUCGAUUACAAAAUAAAGCAUAAUUUUGUCCACAAAUGCAAUUCAAUUUUAAACUACAACAGAAAGCCACUCUUACUGCAAUGUUGUCAUCUGUAAAUAUAUCAUUUAAAAUAAAUAGAAUGUCUAGUACAUAUUUUUGGUUGUUUGAUAUUCACUGGACAUUUUUUGUGCAUUUUUCUACACAGAUUUGUCAUUAUUUUAUUUCUUUAUCUAGUUUUUAAUGUAUAUAUAUAUAUAUCAUUUAUUUGAAUUUAAAAUUCGAAAUUCAGAUUUGAUUGUUACAUUGUACAUGUAUGCAUUCAUGUAUUUUUUGCCUUGUAACUUAGUCUUAUAAGUAACUUAAGGCUAUUAUAUAAAUGUUUUGAGCACAUUAAGAUUAUUUUUCAUAUGGCUGCAAGACUUGUGAAAUGUGUUCCAGGUAUUUAAGGUAUUGUACUUAUAGUGGCUAUGGAAUUGUGUGGGGAAAAUUCUUAGUGCCCUUGUAGGCACAAGAACACUUAGCCUUGAUUUAAAUUAUUUUAAGUUAUUUUUAGAAUUGCUAUUUUUUUGUAAAAAUUGAGUAUGAGAUUGAACAGCCAACACUUUGCCUUGAGAAAGCAUGUUGAUCAAUUUAUCAUGAGAAACAGAACAACAUUCACACUAUUGAUACAAGUGUAAUUCACAUUUUUUAGCUUGACUAUUAUAUAUGAAAUAUAUAUAGUGGAGCUAUCCUACUCACCCCAGCGUCGGCGUUACCGUUAGCGUGCAAAUGUUAAAGUUUGCGUACCACCCCAAAUAUUUUCAUUGUUCCUUGACAUAUUGCUUUAAUAUUUUGCAUACUUCUUUACCAACAUGAACCCAACCUAUAAACAAGAGCAGACAACUGUAUUGAGCAUUUUGUAAGAAUUAUGGCCCUUUUUUCACUUACAAUAUGCAUAUUAUUAAUUAAUACAAUAUGCAUAUUAUUAAUUAAUCUAUGUUAAAGUUUCAUCAUCACUUGACAUAUUGCUUCCAUAUUUUGCAAACUUCUUUACCAACAUGACCCCAAUCUAUAAAUAAGAGCAGACAACUGUUUCAAGCAUUUUGUAAGAAUUAUGGCCCUUUUUUCACUUAUAAUAUGCAUAUUUCUUUACUUACAUUGACAUAACUUCUUUAUUUAUGAUCAGAUUUUAUUAAUACUUUGACAAAACAACACUUACCUGAAUACCACAAUGGAUUCCACCCAAACAAUACCCCAACCCAGAAUCCCUGCCCCUCCCCCCCCAAAAAAAAAAAAAAGUUUUUUUUCCUUUUUAGCUCACCUGUCACGAAGUGACAUGGUGAGCUUAUGUGACCUUGUGAUGUCCGGCGUCCGUAUGUGCAUGCAUGUGUGCGUCCGUCAACAAUUUGCUUGUGUAGACAGUAGAGGUCACAGUUUUCAUCCAAUCUUUAUGAAAUUAGGUUAGAAUGUUUAUCUUGAUGAAAUCUGGGUUGGUAUUGUAUUUGGGUCAUCUGGGAUCAAAAACAAGGUAACUAGGUCAAAUAAUUGAAAAACCUUGUGUAGACUUUAGAGGCUGCAGUUUUCAUCCAAUCUUUAUCAAAUUUGGUCAGAAUGUUUAUCUUGCUGAAAUCCGGGUUGAAAUUGUAUUUGGGUCAACUGAGGUCAAAAACUAGGUUAAAUAAUAGAAAAACAUUGUGUAGACAAUAAAGGUCGCAGUUUUCAUCCAAUCUUUAUGAAAUUUGGUCAGAAUGUUAUUCAUGAUGGAAUCUGGGUUGGGAUUGUAUUUGGGUCAUCUGUGGUCAAAAACUAGGUCAUUAGGUCAAAAACUAGGUCAAAUAAUAGAAAACCUUGUAUAGACAAUAGAGAUCGUUUUCAUCCAAUCUUUAUGAAAGUUGGUCAGAAUCUUAUCUUGAUGUAAUCUGGAUUGGGAUUGUAUUUGGGUCAUCUGGGGUCAGAAACUAGGUCUCUAGGUCAAAAACAAGGUCAAAUAAUAGAAAAACCUUGUGUAGACAAGAGAUGUCGCAGUUUUCAUCCAAUCUUUACGAAAUUUGGUCAGAUUUUCUAUCUUGAUGGAAUCUGGGUUGGGAUUGUAUUUGGGUCAUCUGAGGUCAAAUACUAGGUCACUAGGUCAAAUAAUAGAAAAACCGUCAACAAUUUGUUUGUGUAGACAGUAUAUAGAGGUCACAGUUUUCAUCCAAUAUUUAUGAACUUUGGUCAGAAUGUUUAUCUUGAUAAAAUCUGGGUUGGGAUUGUAUUUGGGUCAUCUGGGGUCAAAAACUAGGUCACUAGGUCAAAAACUAGGUUACUAGGUCAAAUAAUAGAAAAACCUUGUAUAGACAAUAGAGGUUGCAGUUUUCAUCCAAUCUUUAUGAAAUUUGGUCAGAAUGUUUAUCUUGAUGAAAUCUGGGUUGGGAUUGUAUUUGGGUCACCUUGGGUCAGAAAGUAGGUCAAUAGGUCAAAUAUUAGGAAAACUAUGUGUAGACAAAAGAGGUCACAGUUUUCAUCCAAUCGUUAUGGAAUUUGGUCAGAAUGUUUAUCUUGAUGAAAUCUGGGUUGGGAUUGUAUUUGGUUAUUCAGGUGAGCGAUUCAGGGCCAUUAUGGCCCUCUUGUUUAUUUUUGAAAGAUCGUCUAAUAAAUGACCACACCCCACAUACCCCCUCUCACCCCCCUUCCCAACCCAAAACGAAUUUUUUUUAUUUAAAACAUUUUUACAAAAAGCAUAAAUAUUUCUUUACUUUAUUUUUGAAGGACCGUCCAAACUUCCCACCCAAGCUAUUGCUAUCAAACUUGGAAAAAAAUUUAUUAGUUUGUGUUAUGUCUUUACAAAUGUUCAAUAGAUUGUGAAAAAUAUACCUGAACUAUUACCUUGACCUUAUUAUAUAAUUUGAACAAUUUCCCCAUGAUGGCUUAGGUUAUAAUAUACUGUUAAGCACUUGAAAAGUCGAGCGCGCUGUCCUCUAACAGCUCUUGUUUGGUUUUGCAAGGAAUACAAAUAACAAAAUAUCAACAUGCUUUAUAUUUAAGUAUUGUCUUUUCUCUAUUUAAAUUUUAAUUGUAUAAGAUUCCUGCAUGUUGAGAAUUAAAUUACAUUUAAAUGACACUGGAGAGACAUACAAAAAUAUGUAAAGUGGCAAGAUUACAUCACAUUAUUUUCAACUUAAUAUGGUGUUUAUAAAUAGGUUUAAGUGUGUGAAAAUCAGUGGGAUACAAACAGAUUAAAUAUCCACGUGUUACAUGCAUCUUACAUGUGUAUAUUGGAAUUAUUACCCUAUAACUUUUUGAAUAAUCUCUUCCUUAACCAUCCUGAUGGUACCAGUAUUCAAUGAAAUCAAACUGUAUAUGUAAGGAAUGCACAUUCAUACGAGCCGUGAUCUGGGAAAACGCAGUCCGCACAGGCUUUAAAGGGUCAACACUUUUUUGCCUAAACUGGUUUUUAUUAAGAAGACACUUUUUAAUGGCAAAAUUCCAUAGAAGCAGAAAGUGUGUUCCCUCAUUAUCCUUUGCAGGCUGCAAAGGCUAACCACGCACAUACAUUAAGCCCUGUUUUCCAAGAGUACUGUUUAUAUAUUUGACAAAUUUGUUACUCAUAAUAAGUAUUUAUAAAAAUGUACAUGUAGUUAUAACAAUAUAGUGUUUUUUUUGUUUCCAUGACUUAUACAAGGACAUGGUCCAACAUUUAAAUGUUGCUCAGUCAUGUACAUGUAUGUGAUGUUUGUUUAUGCAAAAAAUAAAGCGACUCCCAUAUAUUA
Molecule: messenger RNA, 5025 nt
Organism: Dreissena polymorpha
Lineage: Eukaryota; Metazoa; Mollusca; Bivalvia; Myida; Dreissenidae
Product: ubiquitin thioesterase OTU1-like
Exons: 3
Coding region: 208-1122 (304 amino acids)
Biological process (GO): endoplasmic reticulum unfolded protein response; protein deubiquitination
Cellular component (GO): cytosol; nucleus
Molecular function (GO): cysteine-type deubiquitinase activity
Source: RefSeq, a predicted model, not a curated record